GGGGCUGCCCAGCUGAUAAAGCCGCUGACUCCUUGACUUCGAGACUUUGCUUCCUAACCCCAGUGACACUAGAUUUGGAGUGCUUCCGGCCGGAGGCCAUUAGAUGGGACACCCGGAAGGCGGAAGUCCUAGGGCGGAAGUGGCCGAGAGGAGAGAAGAAUGGCGACGGAAGGCUGGAUUUGGCGCUGGGGCUGGGGCCGGCGGUUCCCGGGGAGGUCUGGGCUUCCCGGUCCCGGCCCUGGCCCCACUAUUGCUCUAUUUCUUUUUCUGUUGCUGGGGUCAGUGGUGGCAGAUAUAACUGACGGCAACAGUGAACACCUCAAGCGGGAGCAUUCGCUCAUCAAGCCCUAUCAAGGGGUCGGUUCCAGCUUCAUGCCCCUCUGGGACUUCCAAGGCAGCACUAUGCUCACGAGCCAGUACGUGCGUCUGACCCCCGACGAGCGCAGCAAAGAGGGCUCUAUCUGGAACCACCAGCCUUGCUUCCUCAAGGACUGGGAAAUGCAUGUCCACUUCAAAGUCCACGGCACGGGGAAGAAGAAUCUCCAUGGAGAUGGCAUCGCCUUGUGGUAUACCCGGGACCGCCUUGUGCCAGGGCCUGUGUUUGGAAGCAAAGACAACUUCCAUGGCUUAGCCAUCUUCCUGGACACGUAUCCCAAUGAUGACACCACUGAGCGCGUGUUCCCGUACAUCUCGGUGAUGGUGAACAAUGGCUCCCUGUCCUACGACCAUAGCAAGGAUGGGCGUUGGACUGAACUGGCGGGCUGCACAGCUGACUUCCGCAACCGGGAUCAUGAUACCUUCCUGGCUGUGCGCUACUCCCGGGGCCGGCUGACGGUGAUGACGGACUUGGAGGACAAGAAUGAGUGGAAGAAUUGCAUUGACAUCACGGGAGUGCGCCUGCCCACCGGCUACUACUUUGGAGCUUCAGCUGGCACCGGGGACCUGUCGGACAAUCAUGACAUCAUCUCCAUAAAGCUGUUCCAGCUGAUGGUAGAGCACACGCCUGACGAGGAGAACAUUGACUGGACCAAGAUUGAGCCCAGCGUCAAUUUCCUCAAGUCCCCCAAAGACAACGUGGAUGACCCCACAGGGAACUUCCGCAGCGGGCCCCUGACGGGGUGGAGGGUGUUCCUGCUGCUGCUGUGUGCACUCCUGGGCAUCAUCGUCUGUGCCGUGGUGGGGGCUGUGGUGUUUCAGAAGCGGCAGGAGCGGAACAAGCGUUUCUACUGAGCAGAAGGCACCUGGCUGGGGAAGGGCCUAACCUGGGCCCAGGCACUAAUGUGAACUUUUUUUUACAAGAUUGUAAAAGAAAAACAAGAUGACCUUAUUUCUUAACCGUUUCAAAGAAAUGAUUAAAGUAUUUUCGUACAUUUUGCUUCUUGCCCAGCAGGGACAGGUGCUAGGGCUUGGGGGAGAGGGUUUGGCCUCCCGACAGCUGAAGAUGGAGGCUUUCGGCCCCAGGCUGGCAUCGCAGGAGCAGGGGUGUCUGUAUUGAGAGCUGGGCCAAGCCCCCGUGGCUGGCUUUAGUACACUGGAGGACCCCCCAGACCGCACUGGGGUGGGCUCCUGCGGACAUGGAGCAGUGAUUUUGUUCUGCAGUGUGUGGUGUGUGUGGCGGCAGACAGUUGGGGACCUGGGCCUCCCUGUUCACCCCAGAACUUCUUCCCAAGGCAGACCCUGAAGUGAGGCUGGAGGAGCACUUCACUGGGGCCCAGAGUAUGACUGUUUGCUAAAUAAAGUGACAACCAACUUCA
Molecule: messenger RNA, 1754 nt
Organism: Cynocephalus volans (Philippine flying lemur)
Lineage: Eukaryota; Metazoa; Chordata; Mammalia; Dermoptera; Cynocephalidae
Gene: LMAN2
Product: lectin, mannose binding 2
Exons: 8
Coding region: 160-1230 (356 amino acids)
Biological process (GO): endoplasmic reticulum to Golgi vesicle-mediated transport
Cellular component (GO): endoplasmic reticulum membrane; endoplasmic reticulum-Golgi intermediate compartment; COPII-coated ER to Golgi transport vesicle
Molecular function (GO): D-mannose binding
Source: RefSeq, a predicted model, not a curated record